Molecule: messenger RNA, 1171 nt
Organism: Aphanomyces astaci
Lineage: Eukaryota; Oomycota; Saprolegniomycetes; Saprolegniales; Verrucalvaceae
Exons: 1
Coding region: 53-1066 (337 amino acids)
Cellular component (GO): eukaryotic translation initiation factor 2B complex; eukaryotic translation initiation factor 2 complex; multi-eIF complex
Molecular function (GO): translation initiation factor activity; RNA binding; ribosome binding
Source: RefSeq, a predicted model, not a curated record
UCGGCUGCGACGAGUUUGGACCUGUCAUCUGCAUUGGCAUAUUUCGGUUGACAUGAGUGCUCCCACGAAAGCCGACGAGGCGCUGACUGUUGAUGGUGUUGUGGAAGGCAGCGAGCUGAUGCAGCUCCAAUGCCGCUUCUACGAGAGUCGCUUCCCUGAAAUCGAUGAGCUCGUCAUGGUGAACGUGCGCAGCAUUGCCGAAAUGGGCGCGUAUGUGUCGUUGCUCGAAUACAACAACAUCGAAGGGAUGAUCCUGCUCAGUGAAUUGAGUCGGCGGCGCAUCCGCAGUAUCAACAAGUUGGUUCGCGUCGGCAAGAACGAAGUCGUCAUGGUGCUCCGUGUGGACAAGGAAAAGGGCUACAUCGAUUUGAGCAAACGCCGUGUGUCUCCCGAGGACAUCAUCAAGUGCGAAGAACGAUACAACAAAGCCAAGACCGUCCACGGCGUGUUGCGUCAAGUCGCGCAAGACACAGGUCUCGAACUGAACGAUCUGUACGAGAAGAUUGGCUGGCCCUUGUACAAAAAGUUCAAGAUGGAGCAGCCUUUGGGUGGCGAUGACGAAAAGAAGGUCGAAUACAUCCACUGUUACGACAUCUUCAAGAUGGGUAUCACGGAUGCAACGGUCUUUGAUGGCUUGGACAUCGAACCCGCGACCUUGGUGUCCCUCCGCACGCACAUUGGCCGCCGUCUCGCUGCUCAACCCAUCAAGAUUCGAGCGGAUAUCGAAGUGACGUGCUUUACGUACGAAGGCAUCGAAGCCAUUCGGGAAGCGUUGACCGCCGCGCAAUUGAAAUCGACGGAAGACGUGCCUGUCAAGGUCAAGUUGAUCGCCCCGCCCAUGUACGUGAUGACGACGAACACGUUGGACAAGGUGAAGGGCAUUGCGACGUUGCAUGAAGCGAUCGAGGCGGUCCGCACCAUCAUCACGUCCAAGGGAGGCCAGCUGGUCGUGAAGAUGGAGCCCAAGGUGGUGAGCGUGAACGAAGAGCGCGAGUUCCUGCAGAUGAUUGAAAAGUUGGAGAACGAGAACCGACAAGUGGACGGUGACGAUGACGAAGAAGACUAAAAACGCGCGAAAAGUUGUUGAAUAGACCUGAAUUUUUUAGUCUUUUAUUAUUAUUUGAAUACGGGCAUACAUUUGGCAAGAUAAUUGCACUCGUAUUUUAAUUCC